Messenger RNA from Arachis ipaensis, 481 nucleotides. Lineage: Eukaryota; Viridiplantae; Streptophyta; Magnoliopsida; Fabales; Fabaceae. The record is from RefSeq and is a predicted model, not a curated record.
AUGAAUGAAACUCACCACCAAAUUAAUAUGUCAACUGAAGGGGUAAAGGAAAAGCGUUCGAGUGGCCGAUCACUUGAAUUGACUCCAGAGAUAGGAACACUGUUUGUUUUCUUCACUGGUGGUAUUGUAUUUUUAACACUUAUAGUGAAUGGUUCGACAACACAGUUCGUUUUACACUGCCUUGACAUGGACAAGUUAACAGUUGCAAAGAAACGUAUCCUUGAUUUCACAAAGUAUGAAAUGUUGAACAAAGCACUAGAAGCUUUUGGUGAACUUGGAGAUGAUGAGGAACUUGGAGAAUUUUAACUGAUGCAAAGUAGUCAAUGCUUCUGACUUAAUCUUUGUUUCAAUAUGAGAUUUUGUUUUAUUUGUAGAAGAUACAAAUCUAAUGUCAAUAGCAUUAAUUACCAUUUUCCUAUAUAUCUUAUGGCAGUUAAGAUUAAUUUAUACAUAUAAUUACGUUCUUAUGUUACAAAUGUCU